Molecule: messenger RNA, 759 nt
Organism: Thamnophis sirtalis
Lineage: Eukaryota; Metazoa; Chordata; Lepidosauria; Squamata; Natricidae
Source: RefSeq, a predicted model, not a curated record
AUGACCUUAGUUCUCGUGAAGAAGUUCAGUGUUUUGUCUAAAACAACGAAGCACAGCCUAAAACCGCAUGCCUUAACCAUCCCAGUCCGCAGCAACGCAGAUGGAAGCUACGUUUCCAAUAUUCUUUCUUUAAGCCACCCAAGAAGAUUAGUAAGGGAUAUUUUGUCAAGUCAACCCAAGGAACUCUACUUCAACGUAUCCGCUUUUGGGAAAGAAUUUCACCUCCGGCUGAGACCUAAUUCUCGCUUAAUAGCUUCCGACGCAGUGGUGGAAUGGUAUGAAGAUUCUCCAUCGAUCUACAACGAAACGGAAGAGGCUCGCCAGGAUCAAGGCGAGGGGAUCACGGAGAGACUAUGGAAAAAGGAAUCCCUAUGGACCAACUGCGCUUACGUUGGAGAUCUGGUGGAUACCCCAGGAGCUUCUGUCGCCGUGAGCAACUGUGAUGGCCUGGCUGGAAUGAUCAAAGUUGGCGCAGACGAAUUUUUCAUUGAGCCCCUGGAGAAAGGCCAACAAAUGGAGGAAGAGAGAGGAAGGCUUCACAAGGUGUAUAGGAGGUCAGCACUUGCCCAGAGUUCAACCGAUAUUCUCCCUGAUUUCCAAAGUAAAGAAUUCUGUUUUAUACCACUUUUGCCUGUAGUCAAGUGUUUUCCAUCUACCAAUGAGUAUGAGACUGAAUUUCCCUAUAUAAUAGGGAAUCUCUGGAAUCACUGGGCACUCGCUGGAAUCUCUUCAUUCCAGGGCUGGAAUGAAGAGAUUUAA